Molecule: messenger RNA, 1291 nt
Organism: Astrephomene gubernaculifera
Lineage: Eukaryota; Viridiplantae; Chlorophyta; Chlorophyceae; Chlamydomonadales; Astrephomenaceae
Source: the annotation of a GenBank genome assembly
CGGGCCUGUGAAGACUUUCGUAGGUCCUCUUGGUUACAUUGUAUUUACCUUCCGUUAUAUAUCCAACAUUACUUGUAUUUGCCAGAAGAAUGAGGGUUAUCCUGCUUGCUGCAGUUAUCGCCAUCGCUGCUGGCAUGGCGUCCGCGACCGAUGCAGACCAAAAUUCAUGGGAUUUUAUGGUCCGAAAGACCGCUUCUUGUGCAAACGUCUACAACGCAACGAUUGAAAGCCCAUACUACAAAAAUAAUGCGGUGUGCAAGACCCAAGUUAUGCUAGCGCUCGAUACUUACAACGUCUCGAAGUGCCCUAGCACCGCAACUGGCAGCACGGUCUGGAAGUGCAUGAGCGGCUGGAACGGGACGGCCAUUAACCAAAAGCUCGUAAACGCGUGGACAAGCUUCCUCACUAGCUGUGAAGUCCUUUAUAUUGCUCAGCGAGUCAACACGGCUGAGAGCGAGGAUGGCUUCCAAUGGCUCGACAACUCCUGCUUCCCGCGGUUCACCAACUUGGCUGCAUUCAACACCUACCUGACUACAGCGCCCGGAAACAGUUCCACGACCCCCUCCCCGGCUAGCAACAGUGCGGGCAUGAAUGGCGUCAGCCUUCUUAAGAUUAUUUUCGGCGUCGUCGCGGCGUUCCUGUUCCUCUACCAUUAGCUCGGGAUGUGACGUAUUUACUAGCGAACUCAGGGUGUUUUAUAGUUACCCGUUGAUGUCUUUGACACUUUAACUUUAUGUCGCUUGCAUUGGCAUGAAGGGCCGGGCAAGGGGUUGUGGAUGGUGAUGUUGGUAGACGAAAGACGAUAGGGAUGGAGGAUGUCCAGCUAGCCUGAUGACAUUGCCAGCUGCGACACACGUCCUAUGCGGGCCAUAUAUACAUCUUGAACCCUGGAUUGUCAUGAUAGAACUCAAACCACCGUGUAUGUGGCUGGGGGCUUCACACCGGGUAUGUUGCUCUACACGUUUAGUGUGCUGUGAGCGUUACCAUCUUCGCAUUGUGGACGAUUCAUGCGUGAGCGUUAGGACCAUCUAUCAUGAGAGCAUCAUUAUCCUUGCCGGACAAAACGAAUGUGGCGUACAAUUAACUAACCGCCAUCAGUACCUCGUGGUACGGUACUGUAGCGGCUGUUUCGGGUGGUUACCGUCCCAGAUAGAUAUUUUGAGUGGAAGCUGUAGCUCAAUUGUGAAGGUGUAACACUUGGAACAAUGAGAAUUCGGAUCCUGGUGGUCUCCUUUUGCAGUUACAGUCCGUGCGCUUGCAUGCGAUGUCCAUGCAAUGUCCGUUGUCAGGG